This is a messenger RNA of Sipha flava (yellow sugarcane aphid), 657 nucleotides long. RefSeq names its product 2-iminobutanoate/2-iminopropanoate deaminase (gene UK114). Gene Ontology annotation, cellular component: cytosol. Lineage: Eukaryota; Metazoa; Arthropoda; Insecta; Hemiptera; Aphididae. The record is from RefSeq and is a predicted model, not a curated record. Gene Ontology annotation, molecular function: deaminase activity. The transcript is spliced from 5 exons. Bases 81 to 584 code for a protein of 167 amino acids.
GGCCCUAUCUAACGGAGCACCGGUUGACGGUACCGAGCGAUAACCGAUGAUGCAGAACGCGGUCGUGUUAUCGCCGCGUGAUGUUCGUCACCGGUAGAAGAAUUGCGGCAGUCGUCAUUUCGUCCCGGUGCCCGUCGCACGCAACCGCCGCCGCAGCCCUAGAACGUUACCGGUUCGCCAGCCGCAGCAUGAGCAACAACGACGUGUCGCACGUUUACACGGCAGCGGCCCCCGCGCCCGUCGGUGCUUACAGUCAAGCAGUCAAGUACGGCGAUACAGUUUACUUGUCCGGCGCGUUGGGCUUGGACGUCAACACCGGUAAGCUGGUCGAAGGCGGUGCCGGUCCAGAGACCACCAAAGCCUUGGAGAAUAUUCAACGUAUCCUGGAAGCGUCUCAAUCUUCAUUCCGUUCAGUCGUUAAGACCACAGUUCUUUUGGCUGAUAUAAAGGACGGACCGACGGUGAACGAGAUUUACAAACAAUUUUUCGUGCAACCGUAUCCUGCUAGAGCAAUGUUUCAAGUGGCCAAUUUGCCUUUGGGUGCCAAAAUUGAAAUAGAAGUGGUUGCUGCGGUUAACAAGUGAUCGUGAUAAAAUAUAUUCCAUUAAUUUUUUUCUGUCAAAUAUAAAACAAAUAAUAAGCAACGAAAAUAGUUUA